AUGUCGAUAUCAACAAUAAUUUCAACGCCGGCUUUGCCAGAAGAACGCGAAAAGUUAAAUCUUCCACCCAAAAGCUAUGCUGAUGCUGCCGAAAAAACACCGGAGCUUCCGAAUGAUAAAAGUGAUGAAAAUAAAGAAAAUGAGGUGAAUGGGCAAGCGGUGACGAGUUCGAAUGGUUCGGACGAAACCGGCCAUAGGCAUAAAGUGUCGGUUUUGAGAAUCGUGGAUGUUAAUGGUACCACGGAUUCUGCAAAAUUGACAGACAACAAGGAAGCUAGACCAAAGGUCGAUAGACAGGAGUCAAAAAGAGAGUACUCGGCUACGGGCCUCGACGAUACUCCGAAAAGCCCUCCCCGACACAGACAUCGAAAAUCUUCUUCGCAGAAAUCUAAUGGGACAAAUGAGAAUGGUCGCAGCUCGCAUAAGAAUACAAUGCCCGACACUCAGGAUGGAAACGAAAACACUACCGUCUUUGAGAAGAUCCGUGGUGAACGAAAUGGUACUAGAUUGCACAGAACUCAAGAGUUACCGCCUACAAGGAAGUACAUAUUCGGAUAUCAUCCCCACGGUAUCAUUUCUCAUGGGGCAUUUGCGGCCUUCGCGACUGAAGCCCUUGGAUUUUCUCAGCUAUUCCCGGGUAUCAAAAAUACGCUUCUCACAUUAGAUACAAACUUCAGAAUACCACUAUACCGUGAAUAUGCUUUAGCAAUGGGCCUAGCAUCUGUAUCGAAAGAAUCUUGCGAGAAUCUACUUUCCAAGGGCGGGCCAAACAAGGAGGGUAUGGGCCGCGCAAUUACUAUUGUUGUAGGAGGCGCAGCUGAAUCACUGGAUGCGCAACCAUACAGCCUCAGAUUAGUCCUUAAGCGUCGUAAGGGCUUCGUCAAGAUGGCUAUCCGAACCGGUGCAGACCUAGUUCCUGUUCUGGCAUUUGGCGAGAAUGAUCUUUAUGAUCAAUUCUCAGCAGAUUCCCACCCCAGAAUUCACAAAUUUCAAUUACUUGUUAAGAAGUUAAUGGGCUUCACCAUACCGCUCUUUCAUGCUAGAGGUGUUUUCAAUUACGAUGUCGGCCUUAUGCCAUACCGCAGGCCAUUGAAUAUUGUCGUCGGGCGACCAAUCAAGGUAGUUCAAUCCAAAAGCCCGGAACAAAAGGACAUCGAUCGUGUUCAUGAGGAGUAUGUGACGGAGCUUGAGAGGUUGUGGGGCUUGUGGAAGGAUGAUUUUGCGCCGAAUAGAAAGACUGAGCUCCAACUAAUCGAAUGA
Sclerotinia sclerotiorum 1980 UF-70 is the source of this 1260-nucleotide messenger RNA. RefSeq lists its product as hypothetical. Gene Ontology annotation, cellular component: endoplasmic reticulum membrane. The transcript is spliced from 4 exons. The record is from RefSeq and is a predicted model, not a curated record. Gene Ontology annotation, biological process: triglyceride biosynthetic process. Bases 1 to 1260 code for a protein of 419 amino acids. Gene Ontology annotation, molecular function: diacylglycerol O-acyltransferase activity. NCBI's taxonomy places the organism in Eukaryota, Fungi, Ascomycota, Leotiomycetes, Helotiales, Sclerotiniaceae.